CCCCAGAAGCAGGAAGUCAUCGGCAGAUUGAAUCAGAUGCAGUGAUCUCGUGUUAAAAGUUCUGCGUCUUUCUGUCCCAGUAGAUAUGGUUAAAUAUAAUUAUAUCUUCAAGAUACCAGAAGAUACGUAGGUUUGUAAGAAGUUAAUAGUUAAAGAAAAGUUUCUAUAAAUUCUAGGAGAAAACAGUCUUCUAGGAGCAGAACGAAGUAGAGAUUCAGUAAGCAACGAGUGCCCAAUAAAUAUAAACAGAUUUAUCAAGUAUUAGGUUGUUUUCAUUCAAUUAAUCUUAAGCAAUGACCCUGGCUUUGCCACAGAAGAAGUACUAUCGGCAGCGUGCCCAUUCAAAUCCUAUAGCGGAUCACUGCUUGGAAUAUCCAAUAAAACCAGAAAUGAUGGAUUGGAGUUCAUUAUAUCCAGAGCAUUUUGACGGAAGUAAUGAAUGUACGCAUAAACCGAAAAAAAUGAUCGAGUUUGCAGACAUUGGUUGUGGUUAUGGUGGCUUGCUGGUUACAUUAUCAACAAUGUUCCCUGAUAACUUAAUUGUUGGCAUGGAGAUCAGAGUAAAAGUAUCAGACUAUGUCACAGAUCGUAUUACCGCUUUGCGUUCACAGCAUCCUGGUCAAUAUCAAAAUAUUGCUUGCCUUAGAACGAAUGCAAUGAAGCACUUACCAAACUAUUUUCAUAAAGGACAGCUGAAAAAAAUGUUCUUCCUAUAUCCAGAUCCACACUUCAAAAAAGCAAAGCACAAAUGGCGCAUUAUUAAUCAGCAAUUACUAGCAGAAUAUGCCUAUGUGCUCGCUGAAGGGGCAGUCGUCUACACAAUAACGGACGUUCAGGAUCUUCAUGAGUGGAUGGUUCAACAUUUUGAUGAGCAUCCGCUGUUUGGAAGAGUUUCCAAUUAUGAGCUGUCUCUCGAUCCCAUCACAGAGAAAUUGUACGAGAGUACUGAAGAAGGUCAAAAAGUAACAAGAAAUAAGGGUAACAAAUUCCUAGCUGUUUUUCGACGAAUUCCUGACCCAUACUUGCAAGGAUCGAGCUAGUAUCUUGAAAAUAAAUUUAAAAAUGCUCAUUAACUUAUCUAUUUUAAAUAAAAAAGUUCUAACUCUUCCAUUAUGUGACAAUUAAUGGAAAGUAUGUCCAAAAGUCACAGAAGUUUUCGUAUCGGCUUUUUCAAUGGAUACUUCUUCAGAAUCCUGCGUUGAUAACAUUUGUUCAUCUAUGGUACAAUGAAAAUUAUGACAUGUAUGUACAGUGUACAGUGCAAACAAAAUUAAUACAGUUGUUUAAAAAGGAA
Molecule: messenger RNA, 1294 nt
Organism: Orussus abietinus
Lineage: Eukaryota; Metazoa; Arthropoda; Insecta; Hymenoptera; Orussidae
Product: tRNA (guanine-N(7)-)-methyltransferase
Exons: 7
Coding region: 294-1040 (248 amino acids)
Biological process (GO): RNA (guanine-N7)-methylation; tRNA methylation
Cellular component (GO): tRNA methyltransferase complex
Molecular function (GO): tRNA (guanine(46)-N7)-methyltransferase activity
Source: RefSeq, a predicted model, not a curated record